CUUUGGGAAGAUAGUGGGAGAGGAGGAGAGGUAUAAGUUGAAGGCAUGGAUGCCAGUUUCCCUAAGAUAUGGUAAGAGAUUGUAAGAAACUUACUCAGGGAUUGAAUGAUGGGAAGGAGAACAUAGAGGUUUAGGUAUAUUAGGCAUAAAAUGGAUCAAUGAAAGACGUCCAUCAGCCUUACCCCUACAUAAAUCAUCAAAUGGCAAGGCUAUAAUGACGCAUUUGUCUCUAGGCAUCCCCAUUAGACUUCUUAAAGCAGGAUAAGUAUAGAUCCAAAUACUUGGGAUUCCUUGUUGACAUAGUAAAAAUAUAUUAUUUUUUAAAGAUUUAUUUAUUUAUUUGAAAGUCAGAGUUACAGAGAGAUAGAGAGACAAAGAGAGAAAUCUUCUAUUCACUGGUUUGCUCCCAAGUGGCCACAAUGGCUGGAGCUGGGCCAAUCAGAAGUCAGGAGCCAGGACCCUCUUCCAGGCUUUCCACAUGGGUGUGGAUUCCUAAGCACUUGGGCCAUCUUCCACUGCUUUCCCAGGAACAUUAGAAGGGAAGUGGAGCAGCUAGGGCUUUAACCAGCACCCAUGUGGGAUGUAAGAGCCACAGGUGGCCGCUUUACUCACUACACCACAGUACUAGCCCCAAAAUCUAUUGUUAAGACACCUAACCAUGCCAUUCUUGGAAAUUUAAUUUAUUAACAGUCACCUAUAAGUUAAUCUGUCAAAUACACCCCAAUUGUGUAAUGCAUAAUUGCUUGGGAUAGGGUCUCAUUCCCCUUUCCCUUCCAAACCAGUCACUGGUUCUAUUAUUUGGAACCCAGGGGAACACAAGUUAUCUUUUUAUCUCUAUAGAUGUUAUCAUUCAAUAUGUUAUGUAUUCAUUCAACAAAGCAAAUGUUGACUAAAAAUUUACUCUGUUCUAGGUAUUGCAUAAUGCAAGUUAUGUAUCAUCAAGAAGAGCAAUAUAGCUGCUAUAUUCGUGGAUUUUUGUAGUAAUGAGAAAGAUAGAAAAACAACAAGAAGCUAUUAUAAAAUUAUUAGAUGCAUUGAGUUGUGUAAAAAAAAUACUAAGAAAGUGUGAUUUGCAAGCAAUGAUUGGGUUGUGUGACUCAGGACACCUACUUGGUGCCUCCAUGAGAAGAUGAUGUUGAAAAUCCAAAAGAAUGAAGAGAAAGCCAUGUGAAAAGCAAAGAGACAAGCACAACCAGAGUACAAAGCCCUAAGUUUAAGAAGAACUCGGUCUAUUUAAGAAACAAACAAUAUUGGGAUGGCAAUAAUAUCAGGCAAUAAGAGCACCACAGAGACUAGAUCAAUGGAGGAUACAGGGCAUAUCACAAGCAUUUUAUUAGAGUAAAUGAGGGUUGAAGGAAUUUAAGCAGAGUAAUAACAUGAACAAGUCACUUCCUUGGACCCAAUUACAUCAUUCUUAGAGUUGUAGUAGUGGUUUCUUCAGGGCCUAUGAUACAGAAUUGCUGUUAAGAUCAAUAGAUAAUAAACUAGAAUAUUUCAACAUGUUCAUUGAACUAAAAAAUAAGUCUAUUUUGUGCAAAAAUUUAAACCUAUGUAUCAUUUUUCAUAACACACAUUUCCAAUAAAUUGUUGAAGACUCAUUCUGUACUGAAAGAUUUUGAAAAACAUAAAAUGUUAGCCAACACAAUAAUACCAAAAAUAAUGCUUGUGAUGUUUUGUAUCUUCUCAAAUAUUUUGUUUCAUCUAAAGAGCAGGCUACAGGAGAGAGUAUUGGAUUUGGUACCAGACAGACAUACAUGCAAACAGCAGAACAGUAAUAUAUGAGACAUUUACUCAAUGGUCAGCUACUAUACUUUCCAAUUCUCAGUUUCCUCAUCUGUACAAUAGAAGGCAAAAUAUGGCCUUUUCCAAAGUCUGGUUGACUCUGAGUGUGGCAAAAUACCAUGCUUAAUCAUAUAUCAUAAAAUUGAUUGCAUGUAAAAAUUAACAGAAAUAUCAUGGGGAGAUAAGUAGAAGACUUCAAGAAUAAAUAAUGUCAUGAAUGCAAAAACAAGAAAGACACAGCAACUGCUCUUUUAUACCACACCCACUUUAUAGAGCUGAAAAUCUUCUAAUCCUUACUUCUCCAUUCCAACCUGAUUUGGUUGACAUAAUAACUUUCUAAACAGUCAUUCUUCAAUUUCCACUAAGCAUAUGGAAGUCAUACUUCCUAAAUUUGAACUAAAAGUUGACACUAACUGGGUUUUCUGAACUCAAAUUGCUCUUUUCAGGAAAGAGAAUCUAAUUCUACCAGGAAGACAAACACCAACCUGAAGUAAGAUAAAUUUGUGAAAGACAGUUAAAUGUAGCACUGACAUAGCUCUAAGGGACCAGACUUUAUAUUCAAUAUUAGAGUGCUUGUUUCUGUUAUUCUGGAUCUCCUACCUGUCUGUAUAGACUAAAAAGGGCACAUCUCUGGAGCCCUCAGCUGUCUUCCAAAUAUGCCCCUAUCCCAGUCCUUUGUCAACAUCUCCUUAUUCCAGCCACCUGCUUUCCUCAUGAUUGGCAUCCCAGGCAUGGAAGCUGUUCAUGGCUGGAUCUCCAUCCCCUUCUCAUCCAUGUACAUGAUGGCCCUCACUGGAAACUGCCUGAUCCUCCUGGCUGUGAAGAGGACCACAAACCUACACCAGCCCAUGUACUACUUCCUCUCCAUGCUGGCCCUCACUGAUGUGGGCCUCACCUUGUCCACACUGCCCACCACCCUGGCUGUGCUCUGGUUUGACCAUCGACUCAUUGGCUUCAAUGCAUGCCUGGUCCAGAUGUUCUUCUUGCACUUCUUCUCUGUGGUGGAGUCCUCAGUGCUCCUGGCCAUGUCAUUUGACCGCUUUGUGGCCAUCUCCAGCCCCUUGCACUAUGUGUCUGUCCUCACAGAUAAUGUCAUCAUCAAGAUGGGGCUGGCCAUAGUGGCUCGAGCCACUGUGUCCCUCUUCCCUUUGCCAUUUUUGCUGAAGCGACUGAACUAUUGCCCUGGCAAGAUCCUCUUGUCGCAUUCAUUCUGCUUCCAUGCAGAUGUCAUGAAACGGGCCUGUGCUGACAUUACUGUCAACAUCCUUUAUGGGCUAUACGUGGUCUUGUCCACAGUGGGUGUAGACUCCUUGCUUAUUGUGCUGUCCUAUAUCCUUAUUCUUCAUACAGUGAUGGGUCUGGCCUCUCCCAAGGAACGUUUACGGGCCCUCAACACCUGUGUAUCUCAUUUCUUAGCCGUCCUGGUUUUCUACAUCCCAGUCAUAGGUGUGUCCAUGAUCCACCGAUUUGGGAGGCACCUUCCACACAUUGUGCAUGCUCUUGUUGCCUAUGUGUACCUGGUGGUGCCUCCUGUGCUCAACCCCAUCAUCUACAGCGUGAAAUCCAAGCCCAUCAGAGAGGCCAUGCUCAGAGUGCUGAGAAGGAAAGGCCAAGGUUGACAACUCAAAGCGUACCCACAAAAUCUAUAGGAAGUAUGGUCAAAUGUUCAUAUCUUAUACCCAGAUGACCUUUUUUAAAGCUCUGACCCAGAAAUAUUAUGUAAAAAAAUAAAUUUGGAUGAGGAACUGUCUGGAUUCUUUCAAGCCUUCAUUACUUCAAGUAUUUUAUUUUGGUUAAAUUGUGCAAACAUCUGUGCUUAUCACUAGAGUUAUUGAAAGGAAUAGUGGCAGGUAGUUGACAUAGUAGUGAAGACACCACUCUGAACACCUGCAUUCCAUAUUUUGUGCCUGGGUUCAAAUUUCGGUUGAUCUCCUUUUCCAUCUUCCUGCUAAAGCACAUCUGGGGAAGCACCUGUGAUGGCACAUAUGAGUGGGUCCUGCCACCUACAUGGGACAUCCAGAUUGGACUCUUAGCUGUUGGCUUUGGCCAGACUCAACCCCAGCUCUUGUGACAUUUGAGAAGUAAACAAGUAGAUGAUUUCUCAGUUUCUCAAUCUCUUUUGCUUGCUUGCU
This is a messenger RNA of Oryctolagus cuniculus (rabbit), 3914 nucleotides long. Its product is annotated as olfactory receptor 51I2-like. Gene Ontology annotation, molecular function: olfactory receptor activity; G protein-coupled receptor activity. The record is from RefSeq and is a predicted model, not a curated record. Gene Ontology annotation, biological process: G protein-coupled receptor signaling pathway. Lineage: Eukaryota; Metazoa; Chordata; Mammalia; Lagomorpha; Leporidae. Gene Ontology annotation, cellular component: plasma membrane.